Myodes glareolus (Bank vole) is the source of this 438-nucleotide messenger RNA. The record is from RefSeq and is a predicted model, not a curated record. NCBI's taxonomy places the organism in Eukaryota, Metazoa, Chordata, Mammalia, Rodentia, Cricetidae.
UCCCCACACACUACACUGGGCUCUUGCUCACCCAUCCUCCAGGUGACUCUCAGCCAUGAAGACACUAUCUCUCCUCUCUCUCCUUGCCCUGCUGGCCUUCCAGGCCCAGGCUGAUUCUCUCCCAGAGGCAGCUGAGGAGACUAAAACUGAUGAGCAGUCAGGGACAGAGGACCAGGGUAUAACCAUCUCUUUUGGAGGCUCAGAAGGCUCUACUCUUCAAGAUGGAGCCAGAGGAGGCAACUUGACAUGCUCUUGUAAAAAUCGCUGCAAACGUUCUGAACAUGUCUAUGGAUCCUGCAACACAAGGUACCUAUUCUGUUGUCGCUGAGACCAGAGACAAGAUCACCACAUGUUCUGAGACCUCAUGAUCUGCCACUACCCUUGUACUUAGCCUAAAUUAUUUUUCCUUCUCCAAUAAAUUUUCUUGCAGAACAAGAA